Molecule: messenger RNA, 1014 nt
Organism: Cyprinodon tularosa
Lineage: Eukaryota; Metazoa; Chordata; Actinopteri; Cyprinodontiformes; Cyprinodontidae
Product: dickkopf-related protein 1-like
Exons: 3
Coding region: 3-539 (178 amino acids)
Source: RefSeq, a predicted model, not a curated record
GGAUGUGGAUCUACAGGAGCCUCCUGUGUGUGUCUCUGGCCUGGGGUCUGGCUCUGGACUCCAACACCAUCAGAUCUUCCAAAGAGACCAGCCUGCAGAGCUCAGAGCAGCCCAUGAGAGGGAGCUGCAGUAACAGGCCCGACAGGAGAAACUCCAACAGCAACAGGCAAAUGGAGCGACAGCACCUCAAAGACAGAAUCACACACAGCUUAAACGGAACCAAAGGUCCAGAGAUGUCCAGCUGCGUGCGCUCCGGCGACUGCGCUGCCGGGCUCUGCUGCGUCCGCUACCUGACCGGCAAACGGUGUCAGAGAAUCCCGCUGGAGGGCGAGGCCUGUCUCCUCAGGGGCGCCUCCAAACUUCGCAGGAACCUGGGCCGCUGCGACUGCUCCGCCGGGCUGUCCUGUGCCGAGGGGGGCGGAGCGGGUCAGGGGAAGAACAAGCGGCAGGGCGUGUGUGUGGUCCGGUCCGGACAGGCCCAGAGGAAGACAAGACACUCUGGGAAGAAGAAGAAGAGGACGGCUGAGCGGAGCUGCUGAAGGAGAGCAGAGACUCACAGAUUUAAUGAGGAGCCCAGUAGGGGGACAACCCGGGGCCCCCAAUGGCUCCUCUAUUUCACCUUAGAGACUCUUGUUUUUCUCCCGGCUGCAAACCUGAACACAUCUUCAGCUCACUGAGUGGACUAGAAGUCUCCAGUUUUAUCAUUCGACAGGUUGAGGCCGACGUAGCCUGACCAGAUGUACGCUAAUAGAUUGGCCAGAACCCGAUGUUAAGUCCUUAAGGUUCCAGAGAUGUUAGAAGUGAGCUGAGGGUGCGUUCACCCUAGAUGUUGGAAGCACACUGCCUCCGCUAGCUUCUUUCCUUUGGGUCGAGGAACACCAGAACCCGACCUGAAGCAGGUUUUUCUAUGUGAAUAUAGAUCCAUCAAACUUUUCUUCUAUUCUUUACCGAUGACUGACUGGCAGCUGAGUGGUUCCAAUAACUUAUAGAAUAAAGUAACAGAUGUUUUCAGAA